AUGACUAAUUCAAGUCAAGUAAAUGCUGGAACAGUAAGUGCUGCAACAACAUCGGUUGCACACAAUCGUUCAAAUGAUGCCCUAGCACCGGCUGAGAAACCUGCAAAGUUUUCUGGAGUCGACUACAAGAGAUGGCAGCAAAAGAUGUUUUUCUAUCUGACUACGUUGAGUCUGCAGAGGUUCAUUAAUGAGAACGUUCCUGUUAUGUCGGAUGAAACUCCGCCUGAAGAACGAUUCUUGGUAACAGAAGCAUGGACACAUUUUGAUUUUUUGUGUAAAAAUUAUAUUCCGAGUGGCCUGCAGGAUGAUUUGUACAAUGUGUACAGUAAUAUGAAAACCUCAAAAGAACUCUGGGAUGCUUUAGAAAAGAAGUACAAAACAGAGGAUGCCGGAAUGAAGAAGUUUAUUGUGGCAAAGUUUCUGGACUAUAAGAUGAUAGACAGUAAGACCGUCGUCACCCAAGUUCAAGAAUUGCAUGUCAUAAUUUAUGAUCUCCUUGCUGAAGGAUUGGUUGUGAAUGAUGCGUUUCAAGUGGCUGCAAUUAUUGAGAAGUUACCUCCAUUGUGGAAGGACUUCAAAAACUACUUGAAACAUAAACGCAAGGAGAUGACUGUUGAAGAUCUCAUGGUAAGGCUGAGAAUCGAAGAAGAUAACAAGGCAGCAGAAAAGAGAUCGCGUGGUAAUUCAGCAAUAUCUGGAGCUACUGAAUGUAGGGGUCCCAAGAAGGACAAGAAGAAGGAUCAAGCAAAUUUGGCUGAAUCUAAAGCAGAGAUGGACGAUCUUUGUGCAAUGCUUUCAGAAUGCAACUUGGUUGGAAAUCCAAGAGAAUGGUGGAUAGAUUCUGGUGGAAGGAACUGGCAAGAUCCUCCUAAAGAUGACAUCAGGCAAGGUGGUGACUUUGAACAGGGUCUCGUAUGUUCCGGGAUUGCGAAAGAACCUAGUUUCUAUACCAGUUCUGACUAA
This is a messenger RNA of Solanum verrucosum, 963 nucleotides long. RefSeq lists its product as uncharacterized. NCBI's taxonomy places the organism in Eukaryota, Viridiplantae, Streptophyta, Magnoliopsida, Solanales, Solanaceae. The record is from RefSeq and is a predicted model, not a curated record. The coding region runs from base 1 to 963 and encodes 320 amino acids. The transcript has 4 exons.